UCCGGAUGAGCAGAUUAACGGCUCUCUGCUUUCAGGACUCCACUUGCAGAAACAUCGCUGAGAAACAGACGCUGGAUGUGGCGCUCCUGAGCACCGAGGACGUCCAAACUACAACCAUCUUUCUCGGACGUCGUGGCCGUGAAUUAUCCGUUAUUUCGGUAGCAUUCAUGAAAUAGCCUGACAUCGUUGACGCGGUUAAAAAAAAAAGAUGAUUUCGCCGUGGGACCGGUGGUACUCGACGAGCUGCUGCCUUUGCUGCCAUGUACGGACUGGCACCAUUAUCCUGGGAAUAUGGUAUAUGCUCAUCAAUGCAGUGGUCCUACUCAUCUUGUUGUCGGCUCUCAAUGAUCCAAUUCAGUACCGCUACCACCUUACCAGCUCCGAGCUGGGAACCGACAUAGAUGUCAUGGACGAUGCAAAUAUCUGCAUAGCCACUGCAAUAUCCCUACUCAUGAUUCUUAUAUGUGGCAUGGCGACAUACGGUGCUUACAAGCAACAUGCUGCUUGGAUCAUUCCAUUCUUCUGCUACCAAAUCUUUGACUUUGCCCUUAACACACUGGUAGCCAUAAGUGUGGUGGUUUAUCCCAACACGGUCCAGGACUACCUCCAGCAGCUGCCGGGGACAUUCCCUUACAAAGAGGACAUCAUGUCCACCAACAACAUGUGCCUAGUUUUUGCAGUCCUCCUCUUCAUUGGCUGCAUCCUCUCCUUCAAGGCCUACCUGAUUGGCUGUGUGUGGAACUGCUACAGAUAUGUGAGCGGCAGGGGCACCACGGAGGUCCUGGUUUAUGUCACCACCAACGACACCACGGUUCCACUGCCGCCGUACGAGGAAGCUGUCGCCAUCCCACCCAAGGAGCCCCCACCCCAGUAUAUGGAGGCAUGAGAGAUGCCCUUGCUGGAUUAUAUACCCCCAACGCCCCCGCAGCGCCUACCACGUCUCCCUCCAACAGCAGGACCCCGACGCCGGCUGUUGAAAAACAAGAUGAAACAAUGUCUUAGAUGCUGGUAUCAGCUUGGAUUCCUGCCAACGUUAGAUUAGAUUACCCCGAGACAGUAUUGCCAUUAGCUCUGCCCCUCUCUCCGUCACCCUCGGCUGUCGUGACGUGUCGUCCUCCCUCUCGUUUCCUCUGUCCUCCUUCAAGGGCGGCAUCACAGCAACUUUCAGCCCUCCUCCCCCAACCAUCAACCAUCAUCCAUCCCCGACCCUCCCUCUGGGCAGCUGCUGUUCCCUGAAAGCUUCUAAACUCUUGCACGCCCCGAACGCUCUGACCCACCUUAACAUGCGCUUUUCUUUGAGGGGAAAAGUGCACGUCCAGUUUGGCCACCAACUGUUAACCCCCAAUACUGUGAAUCUCCCUUGUGGUCUUUGUCUAGAAACAAACUACCUGAAGAGGGAUCUAGCAACAGAGAGAGAAGGAAAGCGACAUACAUGGUCAGUUAUACAAGAGCACUUUUCUCAGAAAUUGACAGAUUUCCUUCAUUGAAUGUAAUGUCGGGGCAUUUUUGUAUGACUUUUUUGUAUAACAGUGAAAAUUGAGAGAAAAAGACACAAGUAGUGGAGAGGAAAAAAAAGGCUGUCCUGUUGUGAUAAAUAUCAUCUGUGUGCUGAUGGAGCUGGUCCCGCUGCGAAGCACACCGAAAAACGUUCCUCGACAAUAACGGCUACGUCUUCCUUUUGUAUCCACCGUCUGUAAACCCGUUACCCCUUUGACUGCCAGUGAACAAAACCUCAACUCCAAUCACAGUAUUCCAGUUUGCCUUCCUGUCCACUUUGUCUUUUUCAAGAUCUAAAGCGUUUAUGUGAUUAUCCAGUGAAGCACUUAUCACAGAUACAUUUUGACUGCAGAUUUAACACCCUGGAAGGCGACGCAUAAAGCGCGUAAAUGUGUGAAAGUGUUGACUUCUGUCGUGUUCCUGUUAUGGCCGCAACAGCAUCGACUGUGUCUUUAUUGUUUUGUUUUUUACGUGGAUCAUGGUGUACAAUCUGAUCUUUUAAGUUGAGCUAACUUAGCUGGACUGAGGGCAUUUUCCUAUAAAGACUGCGUGACAUGCUGCUGUACAUGCAGACACCGUGUGUGUGAGUGUGUGUGGUUGCCUGUAUGAUGUGACUCCUGCGUCCUUUAUGUGUAGUAACGUUUCUUUUUUUGCACAUACAUGAUAUCAUGAAGCGAUAUAUCCUGUGCUGGUGACCUUUUUGAAAUUAGCAGCGGAUGGAGCGUCGACUAGUAGCACAAAAUCAAUGUACACUACAUUAAGCUAGUUGAGCAGUGCUUGUUUUUUGCCUCAUAAUGUUUAGGCAAUCAGUGGAGCAUUGUGAGGAACAAUUAUGGAGCAAAUAACAUGUAAACUUAAUCCUGUUUUUCCAGAAAUUUCCCAGUAGUACUUGCUAUCAACAGAAAACCAUUAAAUCUGUUACCUUUUGUCAUCCAGACUAUGCAACAGUGCAUUCAUCAAUCCAUUAGACUUAGAAGUACAUGUGCCAGGAAGUAGUUCGAUCCCGUUUGAUACUAAUACUGUAGGUGAUAUGUAGCCAUUUGUCGGCCUCUCCUCCGUCAUUGUCCCCCUGUGUGAAUUAUGACCACUGCUUUUGCAAAUCCAACAAAGCUGAAAAUGAAAUUGCACUUUAAAGUCAGUGUGAGCUCACUGAAACCUGCUGUAUUCGUGUUGUUCAUCUUUACCUUGUCAUGAAGUAGAAAGUGGUUGUAGUACGAUCAGCCUCCCUUGUGUGGAUGAUAGAAGCUUCUAAAAAACAUUUGUCAUCAUGUAAUCAUUCUGAAAAGCCGCAGAGUACCGAUUUUUAUGUGGUUGGAGACUUUUAGCUGAGUCCUGCAGUUUUUUUGUUGUUGCUGUUGUUGUUCUGGACCAGUGGGGGAUGGCUGAUGAAUCAUUUUAUUUGUCACUUCAAGACUGUUCUCUCUCCUCUUGUUGGAUCUGCAUGAGCUCAUGUCUUCAAUUCUGAAUAAUUAAAAGAUCAAUCAAC
This is a messenger RNA of Acanthochromis polyacanthus (spiny chromis), 2983 nucleotides long. RefSeq names its product lysosomal protein transmembrane 4 beta (gene laptm4b). The record is from RefSeq and is a predicted model, not a curated record. Lineage: Eukaryota; Metazoa; Chordata; Actinopteri; Pomacentridae. Gene Ontology annotation, cellular component: lysosomal membrane. The coding region runs from base 209 to 886 and encodes 225 amino acids. The transcript has 7 exons.